Messenger RNA from Vanessa atalanta (red admiral), 5374 nucleotides. RefSeq names its product segmentation protein cap'n'collar-like. Gene Ontology annotation, biological process: regulation of transcription by RNA polymerase II. The record is from RefSeq and is a predicted model, not a curated record. Gene Ontology annotation, molecular function: RNA polymerase II cis-regulatory region sequence-specific DNA binding; DNA-binding transcription factor activity, RNA polymerase II-specific. Lineage: Eukaryota; Metazoa; Arthropoda; Insecta; Lepidoptera; Nymphalidae. Gene Ontology annotation, cellular component: nucleus. Bases 597 to 3746 code for a protein of 1049 amino acids. The transcript has 22 exons.
ACAGUAUUUACUAAAGUAUAAUCUUGUUUCGUUUUAUUGUGAUAUAAAAACGUAAAAUUAUUGUGAAAUAGUGUAAUUGUGGCUCUAAAACUAUUACUCGAGUGUUAAUAAAUAAGUAUAGUGCACCAUAAGUUGGAAGAAGUAUCGUGUUUCUGUGUAAUUGUGUUGUAAAGUGACCUACACGAAACAAAUGAAAAAGUAAUUCGCCGUUUUUCCAUUGGUUUUACCUCUUUUUGUGGAUAUCUUCCGUUACUGAAGGUUUACACGAGGACUAGAGAACUAUUUGGCUCGAAGCCAGUGAGAACUAAAAAUUUAUCCUAGUGAUUCAGUGACAAUGUUCCCGUGGAAAAUGUGCGCGGAAACUGUUAAAAACGUGCUCAGGUGUUCGUGACGGUGCGACAAAAUGUCACCGGACAAACGUAAAAGGAAAAUCAACGAAAAUAAAAAACAAAACACACACAACACCCGGACUUGAUUCUAGCUCAGUGAUAUAAUAAUAAUAAUAAUAAUAUAUACACUUUUGAUAAUGAUCUCAUUAAUUUAGUGCUUAACCAUAUAUAAAGACUGAAUAAAAAUAAGUUCAACAAACCUUAAAAAUGAUAGCGUUGAAAAAACUCUACGGCGACGAACUGCUUCGGUUGGCGUUAGUUCUAAGCCUCCUGAAAGCGAACCCCGAUGACUACUUCGAGCUGGAGACCCAGCAGCUCGCUGGUCUCCACAUAUCAAACGGAUCUGAUUGGUCCCUCGAGCAGGAAGCGAGGACGCUGAUCAGACCGAGGUUCGUCCACCCGAAAUCCCUCGACCACAUACUGGUUAACUACGAAAGACAAUUAUUCGAGGAGUUAAAUUCUCUAGGUCGCUACAAUAACUUUGAAAACAAUGACCGGAUGUGGUAUAAUCAGGGUUCGAUUCAUACAUAUUUAGUUAAUAAUGUUGCGACCGAUACAGUUGUGCCGGGACUGUCCCAGGAGGCGGUCCACGAUGAGAACGCCCAGGACAAUGUCUCGUCUGAUGAUAACGUCGCACAGGAAGUGAAAGUCGAGGAGGAAACCCAAGCGGACCAGCCCGACGCUGUCGUGACCUUAUCAGCGGACUUCCUCCAAAAUCACACGGAGUCGGACAUAUUUGCGGAGAUUUCGAGUCGAUCGUUCGAUGUCAAUGAGUUUCUGAUACCCAAUGAGAUGCAGAUUAAGAAGGAACAGGAAUCUGACGAAGAUCUCGUCGUUAGGGUCAAGAAAGAGAGAGACGAUGAUGAUGACGACCUAUACAGCGACAACGCCAUCGACGAUUAUGUUCCGUAUUUCUCGGCGAAAGCUGGUAAGUUGGAAGUUGGUGAACCGAAUUCGGUCUUCCAUCAGAACCUCGCAGAUCUCCAAGACUAUGAGGAACUCUUCGACGAUGUCAAAGAACUCAAGAACGACCUGGAAUGUUUGGACGUUAAGCAGCAACAAGAGAAUUUGGAACAGUACCUUUUGGAGAAUACGCCGUUGGAUACAGAGGCCUACGAAUUGGCGCCAAUGUUUGAAGAGGAAUUGGUGUUGGACGUGAAGAGAGAAAGAGCUAGUACGAGUUUUACGUCAGCUAGUUCGAGUGGUGUGAGCGAGAUGGACACGUCUUCUGUUUCCGAUAUGCCCGAUAUUAAAUUGGAGCCGGAUGAAGGUCAUCACAGUGGGGAUGAGCUUACUCAGGAGGACAUGGACCUUAUCGAGGUGCUGUGGAAGCAAGAUGUGGACAUGGGUUUCACCAUGGAGGACCCUGUUCAGCCGGAGGGCCCUCAAGCCAAGAAGGUGAACUUGAACGACCAGAUCGAUAAGGAACUGAAGCUGGCCGAGGAGAAGAUACAGAAGAAGAAGAAGGAGGAGUGCGAGAAGAUCGAGAAGGUGAAGGCGUCUCUUCUGGAACCGGAUAAGGAGGAGGAUCCGUGGGCCGGCUUGUCGUACACCGUCGAUACAGAGACCGGUGAAUACGUCAUCCAAGGCGAGCUGCCCCAGCAGUUGGUCAGCGAGGAGUCACGUUUCGAUCUUCUCGAAGAGGCGCUUCAGCUGGUCGAGCUAGGGGACGAGGCGGACAGCAAAGAUGAGACCCAGGCGGUAGAGGGCAGCAGCGGUACCAACAUGUUGCACCCGGCGAUGCGGCAUGUGCCGCACCACCCCCUCGCCCACUACCACAACCAAUCGCUCAUGCGUUCUAUGUCUGUUGAGCAGCGGUGGCAGGACCUCGCUUCGUUGCUGACCAUCCCCCCACCGCCUGACCAGUACCAGCACUACCACCAGCACGCGCAUCCGCAUCCUCAUUCUCAUCCGCAUCCGCACAACAUCAGUCACGGUGCAGCGGCGGGCUACACGCCUAACUACCACGUACCACCGCCUGUUCCGGAGAAACAUCAUGACGGAUACGGCGCACCGCCGCCGCUGGACGGCGCUUACAAGGUUGAAUCAGCUCACCACCAACAGCACGACCCUCUGUACUAUCAGAAUUCAACGUCGGAAAUGCCUCCGAAUCAAGACGGGUUUCUGCAGUCCAUUCUGAACGACGAAGACCUGCAGCUCAUGGACAUGGCUAUGAAUGAAGGCAUGUACACCAUGCGCAUGUUGGACGGCGCUUCGGCUGCACACGUAACACAUAAUCAAACUCAUAUGCCAAUGAAUAAUGAACGGGACUCAGCAUCCGAUAGCGCGGUGUCCUCGAUGGGAUCGGAGAGGGUACCAUCUCUGUCUGAUGGGGAAUGGUGCGAUGGAAGCGAUUCAGCGCAGGAGUUCCAUAGCUCCAAGUUCCGACCCUACGAAGGGGCGUAUGGAAGGGAUAGAACUCCGCACGCGCCACAAAAGAAACAUCACAUGUUCGGGAAAAGAUGUUUUCAGGAACAAGCACCCGCUCCCCUCGAACCGCUGGUACCAGCUCGACCACCGGGCGUCGUCAAAUACGAAUGCGAACAAACAUACCACGAUAACAUGCACAUGCAUAACGUGGAGUACCCGCCACGCCACCAGCUGCCGCCGCCGCACGUGACCGCCCUCCAGCCGGCGCUCGACUUGAACACGCCGCACACGAGUCACGCUUUGCUACAAAGUACCAUACCGAGUCCGACUCGCUUCGGCUUCGCUUCCGGCGACAGGGUGAGGCACAACCACACGUACAGCGCGCCGCUGCCCGCCGCCGAGCAGCGGCAGCCGACGCGAGACAAACGAGUUCGUCGUCUCACGGAUGGGAGUACGUCCGACGGAGGGAGCAUUGCGGGCCACCUGAGUAGAGACGAGAAACGAGCUAAGGCCCUCGGUAUACCUCUUGAAGUUCACGAUAUAAUCAACUUACCAAUGGACGAGUUCAACGAACGCCUCUCGAAGCACGACUUGAGCGAGGCUCAGCUAUCUCUUAUAAGGGACAUACGGAGGCGAGGAAAGAACAAGGUGGCAGCACAGAACUGCCGUAAACGUAAGCUCGACCAGAUAACAUCGCUGGCAGACGAGGUGCGCACCGUGAGGGACAGGAAAGCGAGGACUCAGAGGGAUCAUAACACUCUAUUGGCCGAGAGGCAGAGGAUCAAGGAGAGGUUCGCUGCACUCUACAGACAUGUGUUCCAGAAUCUACGCGACCCCGAAGGCAGGCCGUUGUCGUCGAACCAGUACUCAUUGCAGCAGGCUGCUGAUGGGAACGUCGUACUCGUACCGAAGAUGCAGCACGAUCAUCCCAUGAAUCGGUCGUCCGACGAUGAAAUGGACCGCAAGGCGAAGAACUACGAACAGUGACGUCGCCUGCGCGGACAGACAUACGCGAACAGUAGUAUUUGUACAAACCGUUAACAAGAAUAGAUUUUUUUUUUUAUCCUAUUAAACUAUUUUCAGUAUCUAUUCUAUUCUACUUUCAAUAUCGUACGAAUACUAUUCAUAUUGGAUUAUCGACCUUAUAUACGACUCAUUAAAGACCAAUUUGACAUUGUAUUAACUUGGGAUGUGUGGAACUUUUUUUUCAUACAAAAAUACACGUUAUGUAAAAAUGUCUAUGUAAAAAUAUACAUAAAGACGUUUUUGUUACAAUAAAAAGUCUUUUAAAACCUGUAACGGUUAAGUUGUAACUUAAAUUGACUUAGUUCGUUUUGAUAUUCAACACGGUUUCCUGUAUAAUCUGUUGAGAGAAUUCGUAAUUGAAAAAAAAAGGGACGUCUAUGGUAGAGGCGAUAUCGCGGGCCGAUUUAACAGAACAUAUUUUUUUUAUAACGUAUACGACUUGUAGUUUAAUAUAGUCUCAAAAUGAACGAAAGAACUCAGUAUUUAUUUAUUUUUUUCACCUCUGGUGAUGAUUUGAACGCAGACCGACGUAACGUCGCUUUUAACGAAAUUAAGUUUGAUUAAUUGUAUUUUGUGAAACUUUCUCGAUGUAUAUGUGAUAGUCAAAAAUUCCAUUUUUGUUUAGCGUCGCAUAGUUUUGUCGAAGUGUUGCCAGUUUAGACUUCAUCGAAGUUUAUAAAUUGACGUGUGUAACGUCGCUGAGUUGCAAUAAGUAAUUAUAAAUUAUGCUUUUCUGUAAUAUACGUGUUAAGUACAUACUUUAUUUAUGUAUAAUAAUUAAUAGGAUAGAUUAUUAUUAAAAAAAAAAAAACUUUUAGAUAACAAUAAAAAAAAAUACCAAUCUGUUGAGAAAAGUACAAAAUUAACGAAUAUGGGAUUUCUAUGAAGGUUUCAACUGGAAGCGUUAAAUGUUGAAAGUGUGCGUUGAAGUAACGAUUCGAAAUUUAAAAAAAGAAACGACAAUACAUAAAAAAAAACUCUGACAUCUUGAAGCUAUAAUAAGCAAAUGUAAAAACUGAACUGCCAUUCAGCCUUAUCUUAUGCAUUAAAAAAAAAAGUUCAUUUAUUUGUUUUCAUUGAUGCUAGAAUUGUCUAUUUUUUUUCCUAAUCAUCCGGUUGGAACCUUGACUUUAAAGAUUUCAAGUUAUGUUUUUUUUUUUUUUAAAUAUAAGAGAUCAGUCCCUAGUGAUGUUACUGGUCUUUUAGAUUUAACGUUUUAUUUAAUCUGUAAGUUAUAGAUAUGUCAUUUGUGUCGGCAAUUAUGUAACUUUUUUGAAGACAACAAUUUUUUAAAUAAAAAAAAGUAUAUAUAUAUUUUUUGAGGUUUCAUUUUUUUUUUUUUCAAUCAAUUUUAAAGAUAUUUUAACGUACUAAUUGUAUAUCGUAAAGGAUCCAUAUGCGUUAUUUUUUAUCUGUAAAAAAUAUUGUUGUCUUUAAAAAUUCGAAUCCCUUCUAUGUGGUGCAUAUUUUUAUUCGUAGUGUAAUAGUGCUUGCAAGAACUAAUUAUCGUAAUAUUUAUGUAAAGUAAGGGACUUUUAGGCGACGGGUAUUGCAUUUCACUAAGUUUUUUAAUAAAUACUUAGAGUGGC